This is a messenger RNA of Diachasma alloeum, 1522 nucleotides long. RefSeq names its product mitochondrial glycine transporter. The record is from RefSeq and is a predicted model, not a curated record. The transcript is spliced from 5 exons. Lineage: Eukaryota; Metazoa; Arthropoda; Insecta; Hymenoptera; Braconidae. Gene Ontology annotation, cellular component: mitochondrial inner membrane; mitochondrion. Gene Ontology annotation, biological process: glycine import into mitochondrion. Bases 403 to 1296 code for a protein of 297 amino acids. Gene Ontology annotation, molecular function: glycine transmembrane transporter activity.
AGUAUUUUUUCAUCAACAACGCAAUUCCGGUUCAUUGCCACCUCAUGCAGGCAUUGUUAUUCCGUUUAGUCAUUAUUUCAUUGACGUAUUUUUCCCCUUUGCAUGUGUAUCUUGUUUUUGCUGCCAUGAGGUGAUGAAAUUGUUGUGGAAGUUGUUAACGUACGUCUCAAUGCUCCAUUUUUCAUUUUUCAAUAACUCGGGGGAAUAAUAUUUGUCGCAGGAGCACGUGAUGACGAUUAUUUCGACUAGAGAGAGGAGACAAUCGGUCCAAAAGAAAGCUGGGAAGAAGUUCGAUAAGAGGCCACUGCAGCUGAUGAAAAUUAUUCAUCACGUUUGUUCGAAGUCACGUUUUACUCACGUUUUCGUCAGAUACCCUGGGACUUGACUCUAAUAUGUUUUGAUAUGGAGGGUCAUUUGGUUGACCCGCAUCGUGAAGAUACAGAGAUAAGCGAGGAUUAUCCGAUAUUGAAAUCGUUCCUCGCUGGCUCCUUCUCUGGAACAUUUUCAACUAUUUUAUUUCAACCCUUGGACCUCGUGAAAACGAGACUUCAGAGCCCAGUGGCACACGACCAUGUACGUCCACCGAAGCAUCCAAUGCUCAGCACAAUGAUCCACAUAAUCCAGAAGGACAACAUCCUGGGGCUGUGGAGGGGCAUGACCCCGUCCAUCACGAGGGUGAUCCCAGGAGUCGGCCUCUACUUCUCCUCCAUCCACUACCUGAAGCACAGUAUGGACCUGCGAGACCCCCUGACACCCCUCCAAGCUGUCUCUUUAGGGAUCACUGCCAGAACCAUGUCAGGGUGUCUGUUAAUUCCGAUUACAGUCGUGAAAACACGAUUCGAGAGUGGAGUUUACAGAUAUGAGAGCAUGGGUCAAGCCCUCAGAAUGAUUUACAAACAGGAAGGGGUUCGGGGGCUUUCCAGUGGACUUGCGCCCACUCUCCUGAGGGACGCACCUUACAGUGGACUAUAUCUAAUGUUUUACACGCAAUUGAAAGAAGUGUCUUCUCUAGCCUUAGAUAAUAAAAAAUUAAUGACUGUGAACUUCGGCUGUGGAAUCUUGGCUGGAAUUUUUGCGUCCAUUGUCACGCACCCAGCAGACGUUGUAAAGACGAAAAUGCAGUUGUAUCCUCAGGAGUUCAGGAAUGCAUACAGUGGAUUUUUGUCUGUGUACACGAAGUAUGGAGUAAUGGGGUAUUUCAAGGGGAUCGUCCCCAGGAUGCUCAGGAGGACACUGAUGACCACAAUGGCGUGGACUGUGUACGAGCAAGUUACAAGGACCAUUGGCCUCAAAUGAUUGAUAUAAUUGUCAUUAUUUUUCGAUUGUGACCAGUAUUAGCGGCAUUUCAUGUCAAUUCAGCCCUUUUUCACUGCUAAAAAUUUCAAAAUGGGUAAAUUGGAAUGGAAUGUCUCAUUAGACUAAAAAGGCUGUACACGACACGAUUACUUCAGUGUUUUUUAUUUCUCGUAUUAUUAUAAUUAAGAUUGUUAUUUGAUAAGUAAUAAAAGUUUCAUUAACUCAA